CGAGCAACAACAUCUACGCACACACAGCUGAUUCGGAAAAGGAAGCCGCAGCCAAGCCUUUGGAGUUUUCCAUCCGAAAGAAAGUAGUUCGCAUUUGAAUUCGAUUCUCAUUCGCGUCUGCAUGUACAAACGGUUGCUUUCUAUCCCUAGAGGGAGUGCAGCACCCGAACAACAAACAACCCAACAAACAAAAUAUAUUAGAAACUUUAGAAAAGUCGCGAAAAUCGAGACAAGCUUAUCUGAAAUUCAAUUGAGACGUCGUCUAGGUGUGUACAAGCAACAUGGAUAGCAUUCCCGCCGAGAUUGGUGUUGAAGCAUCUGCAAACAGUAUCGAAACUGAAGGACACAGAGUGUCUCAUAUAGACGUCACUGAGAUGAAGCGAGUGACAAGAAAUAGUCAAGCUCUACCAUCACAAAUGGGAAGCAAUAUGGAUGUUUUAUCAAAUUACGAAUCAGACGAUGAUAAUGUUGACGGCAAUAAUAAUGAAAACGCGUUUGCUUUCAAGAAAACACUAGUUCAAGGAAUGAUGGAUGUUGCACUGAUAACAGCAAACGCUAAUCAACUACGAUACAUCAUCGAGUUCAACAGCAACUCGAAGACGUAUCACUUUGUCUUUGCGAUGAUAAUGAUAUCGAUUCUACUGCAACUAAUCGUCGGCAUUAGCCUAAUAUGGAUCGGCAAGAGAGGUUAUCACGAUCACAUCGAAGAUCACCACGCGCAGCAUCCAUACACGGACCUGUGCAAUAAAUUCGUGCUCGUUGCCGUGUUCUUCAUCACGGUGAUCAACGUUUUCAUCGCGACGUUCCCAAUUAACGGUCACAAUGUGCAAGGGUGAUAUUAAUUGGAAACAAAUUGCCGACGAUCACCACACGUGCACAAAAUGUCCUUUAAAUGUAAUGUAGGACAUAAUCUCAUAGUUGCGAUUUGAAAACAUUUAAACAUAGGAAUAAAGCGGACAUUAAAUUUGAGUUAUACGAUGUCCGACGGAAUCUCCGCAAGUUUUUACAUAAAGCAAAACGGUCAAUUUCUUUCGCAAACGACCCAUAAAACCAAAAGACCCGUUAAGACCGUUCUCAAUAUUUUCGCCAAACGCGUUUCCUCUUUUAUUUCACAUAAAACGCAAAUAAAAUCUAAGCAAAAAACAAA
Dalotia coriaria is the source of this 1147-nucleotide messenger RNA. RefSeq names its product ninjurin-1-like. Gene Ontology annotation, biological process: cell adhesion; tissue regeneration. Gene Ontology annotation, cellular component: membrane. The transcript has 3 exons. The coding region runs from base 282 to 836 and encodes 184 amino acids. Lineage: Eukaryota; Metazoa; Arthropoda; Insecta; Coleoptera; Staphylinidae. The record is from RefSeq and is a predicted model, not a curated record.